AUUAAUUAAUUAAUACACAUAUAUAUGAGAGCCAUGAAAAAAGUCGACUCCAAAGGCAAGUCGUCCGGAUUUUUUCGGGGAAUGUUCGACAAUAUCCGGUCGACUGUUCCCAGAGAGGGAUCUAAAGGAUCGAAAUCCGAGUACGAAGUGGAGGAGACACUCAAACCCGACCAGUUUCAGGUCACUCAGAUCGUAAGGCAUGGCUUUCCCCAUCAGCCGACAGCCGUAGCCUUUGAUCCGGUCCAGAGACUGAUAGCUAUUGGCACCAAAACGGGUUCACUGCGUAUACUGGGCCGACCCGGUGUCGACAUACAAGUACAACACAUACCGGCCUACGCUGUAAUGCAGAUCAUAUUUAUGGUAAACAAUGGCCAACUGUUAUCGGUUUGUGCCGACGAUAGCAUACAUUUGUGGAGUUUGACGGCUAAGCCGCCGGAAGUGAUCCAUACAAUCAAGUUUCAAAAAGAAAGGAUAACCUACUGUCAUCUAACCUUCCAAAGCAAAUGGCUAUACGUGGGCACCGAGAGGGGCAAUGUUCAUGUGGUCAAUGUAGACACACUGCAACUGUCCGGCUAUUUAAUCAACUGGAAUAAAGCCAUCGACUUAUCACGUAAAACACAUCCCGGUUCUAUAGUACACCUAUCCGACUGUCCCAUCGAUUCAAACAAACUGUUACUGGGCUACGAAUCGGGUUGUAUAGUACUAUGGGAUCUCCGUAGCAAAUCGGCCGACUGGCGGAUCUACUAUCACGAGUCAAUGAAAUCGAUUAGCUGGCAUCACGAUGGYCGGCAAUUUAUUGCCAGCCAUACCGACGGCAGUGUUACCACAUGGUCGGUCAGAGGUGGCCAGAAACCAGUUGCGGCUAUUUGGCCACAUUCGAAAGCGCCCAGUGAUAUGAAACCCGAACCGUGUCGGCCAAUCUAUAAGGCCGAAUGGCGUACCGUUCGGACGGGCGAACCCUAUAUUGUCUUCUCUGGCGGUCUUCCCGUACAUAAUAGCGGCAAUUCUGGCGGUGGUGGUUCGGCAGCGGCCAAAUCUGCARCGGCGGCGGCGGCGGACAGUAGUAAUAGCAAAACAAACGGUUCCCAAAGUUUGACAGUAAUUCACGGAAAGGCUACCACUGUAUUGGAAAUGGAGGAUACAAUCAUCGACUUUAUUACACUAUGCGAGUCGGCCUACGAGUCCGACUUUAACGAUCCGUACGCUAUUGUGGUGUUAUUGUGCAACGAUCUGGUUGUUGUCGACCUGUUAAGUCCCGGGUAUCCAUGCUUUCAUAAUCCCUAUUCAAUGGAUAUACACGAAUCACCCGUUACCUACUGUUACUAUUUGGCCGACUGUCCUACCGAUCUGGUCUAUGCGUUCCUUACUGUUGGCCGCAAAACUAACAAACCGUCUGGAUUUUCCGAUAAAGAGUGGCCAAUCAAUGGCGGCGAAUGGGGUAACUCAACGGUCAGCUACCCGGAGCUCAUUAUAACCGGUCAUGCGGACGGUUCGCUCAAGUUUUGGGACGCAUCGUCAGUACAUUUGCAUCAAUUAUAUAAACUGAAAACAUCAAAACUGUUUGAAAAGCCAAAAGUGGUYAACAAAUCGGCCGGUGAUUUGUCUGCCGGUGCCGAGUCUGGGGUCGGCCUACAAGAAAAUGACGACCCGUUUGCCAUCGAACAGCUAACCUUCUGUACGGACACCAAAUACCUGUGCAUUGCUGGCGCCAGUUCUCAGGUGAUUGGCUUCAGGUUUAGCAAACAUGAGACACAUACGGAAAUACCGAUGAUUGAAGUUCCCAUGAAUUACGAGGACUCGUUAUCAGGUGAUGGCGGCGCCGACAAUGAGGUGGCCUGCGGUGCCAGUGCACUGUUAACCCAGUCAUCCAACGACAGUCACGAUACAUGCGGUGCCAACAGUUAUCUAUUGCGCGUGAAGUCUGGCCAUCAUAAGCGGGCGCCCGGAUUUCAGGCCGAGUUUGUGUGCCUUAGCCCGUGGAUUGACAGCCAGACGCCGCCAUUCCGUAUAACAUCCCUAUGCGUCAACUCAUACGCUAACCUGAUUGCCUACGGAACGGAAAACAGUCUCAUAAUCAUCGAUACGAUCCAAAAGUCGGCUGUGCUUAAUGUGUCGACCAGUAAUCUAUACGGUGCAGCCGAUCCCUAUCAGCGAACGGCGAGGUCAAUGAAAAACAGGUCGACAGCAGGUGCUGGCGGUCAGCAGCAGUCAAAUCGGGACACAUUUGACGGCAAUCAAAGCGAUGCCGACCGGACCCGUUCGCCAACUUCUGAUCAGUAUGAGGAUAGCCGAUCGCUAGCCGCCGACCAGUCAGUACCCAAUACCCCCGUAUCGCCGACACCACCACCACCGCCCACACCUACCGAUCCUACAUUUUCUAUGUGUUCCGUCAUUCCUCCCAUUCCACCGCCGAGACUAAAGCGCAAGACUACUACUACUACAACAACAACAACCAGUUCGUCGUCAAACGUUUCGUCAAGCGAUACGACAUCCGUCAAGAGUGUCCAGAGUUGCGAUGAAGUCACUGAACACACGCUUAUGGAGGAGAAGGAGGAGGUGACUGAUGAGGGAGAUAGAGAUAAUACUAAUAAUAUGGCCGAUACCGAUGCUGCGGUAAAUUGCCAACAACUACUCACAGACAGUAUUACCGCCGAAGCAAUUGUCGAGAUUAAUAGCGGCGACCAAACUAUUAGUUUUGCUAAAGUUGGCGAAACCUCACCGACGACACCACCUGUGCAAACAAGUGAUGGUCAGCCGUCAGAGUCGUCAUCGUCUCCGCCGACGACGACGACCAUCAGUCAGAGGCCUAAAGACCUGAAUCUCGAUUCAAUCCGAAAGACCAGCAAAACCGAUGAAUGUCUAGUCAGCAAAAACUUUAGUCAACCAACCAGUCCUUCAGCCGACGAUAGCGACACAACCAGCACAACCACUCCAGUGUCAAGUGCUAUGGCCAGUGAGCUAUCGUCACCAGUCAGUGAUACAAACUGUGAUCAACAAAAACAGCACAUGAGAAGCGCCAAACUCAGCCAAAUCAAAGUCAACAACAACAGUAGCGGCAGUACAGCAGCAGCCGAUGCCAAACAACAGAGAGCCGCAGCACCGGUAUCUCAUCAUCAUUUGCACCAUUAUCUCCAUAAAAGCAAACACAAGAUUAAAGUCUACGAUAUGAGACAUGAAGACUGUGACGAAUCAUUGGUUUCCCGUUUAAUUAAUAAAAUCGACAGCUCAUUCUCCCGGAGCCGGAGCUCCAGUAUCUCAAGCCUCGAGAACAUUACCAUCGAAUCGAUACUUUAUAUGGCUUUUGCCGAAACCUACUGUAAUAAGUCAGACUUAACUACCAGUCCAUGUCUUUGGGUGGGAACCAGUCUCGGGUCGGUUCUAGUGAUAUCAUUGACAUUGCCUGACAGCGCCGAUAAUCGCAUACUAUGCCUGCAAACGGUUAUUGCCGUUCCCAGUGGAGGUAUAUAUCGUCUAAAGGGAUCAAUACUUUGUAUAUCGUUUCUGGAUUUUACGGGAGCCGUACAACAGCUGAACGCCGACGCCUGGAGAGACAGCUCAUCCACCAAACCGGGUAAUACUACGCCCGGUUCGACCGCAUCRUCGGACAGCAAACGUAAUCCGGGUGGCGGUGGCGGCAGUCUGUCCAUUACGCGGACAGGCAGCAGCAGUGGCGGUCCCGGUACGCCUACCGGUAUCGGUGGCAGCGGCGGCAGCAGUAGUGGUCGCAACAAUAAGGUAUCGCCGACGUCUUCCUCCACAGACAUGCGUGACCCGCAGUUUGUGGUUAUGGUUUCCGAGAAACAGAUCCGUUUGGUGACACUUCCGCAGCAAACGUGCGCCUAUAAGGCAACGCUCACCGAAACGUCGUUUGCCGUUAGGGCCGAUGUUGUCUAUAUGAGAAGCGCAGAUAGCAUAUGUUUGGCCGUGUAUUUAGGCACCGGUAAUAUAGUAGUAUAUAGCCUUCCAUCGCUUCGGCUGCUGAUUGAUAUCGAUUUUCUGGCUCUAACUGAUGUCAGAUAUAUUUCCUAUUCAUCUCCCAUUCCCGCCAAAAACGAUAGGAUUGCCCGCACAAUAUGUUUCAGUGCCAACGGUCACGGGAUGUAUAUGUCGUCGCCGUCGACUCUAACAAAGUUUACAAUAUUAUCGUCGUUUCGGUCGCUGGUGGCCGACAUGACUGGUACACUGUUUACAGCGGCCAAAGAACUACCCGAACCGCCAAAACCGACAUUUUUGAAAAGUUUGUUCGGCGGCGGUUCGGGUACACUGGACAGAGAGGAACUGUUCGGUGAAACCAAUUCGGGUAAGCCAUCGAAAACAACGGCCCGACACAUACCYGGAGCGGCUGCCGGUACCGAACAAUUGAGACAACAGGCCAAUGUAUCGUCUAAUGAGAUGGCAAGGCUGCGUGAGGUCCUGUCCGAGCGCGGCGAAAAAGUUGCCCAAUUGGAGGACAAGACUGCGGCCAUGCGGUCAGAUGCCGAAGCAUUUGGUUCGGCAGCACAUCAGGUGAUGUUGAAGUACAGGGACAAGAAAUGGUACCAAUUUUGAGACACAGACAGACAGACAUACAGACAGUUGUGUCUAAUUUUUUGAGAAACGCGCAAAUCAUCCAAAUAAAAAAAAAUUUGUUUUGUAUCGUUGCCAUCAACUAAUCAAUUUAGUCAAUCAAAUCAAAUCAAUUAAUUAAUUCACACACAAACAAUACAUAUACUGUUCAAUAGUUUUACAGUAUACAUCAAAUUACAUAUAUAUACGCAAACACAUAGCCUACCUGUGCUGGAUGAUGGACACAGUAGAGAGAGAGAGAGAGAGAGAGAGAGAGAGAGAGAGAGAGAGAGAUUGAAUAAUUAAAAUAAAAUCUAUUGUCUAAACAAUUGUUCAAAAAUUAUCACUUGUUGGGCAAAUUACAUACAAACAACAAAAUAUUAUACAUUUAUAUUGCGAUACUAUAUUUGAAUCUUUAGGUCAGUUGACUGUGUCGUCGGUGUUGUUGUCAAACACCACUAUUAUUAUCAUUAUUAUUGCAGUCAUCGUCGGUAAUCAUUUGCCAAUCAUUUUAAUUGGUAAGACAUCGACACGAUCUCUCUCUCUCUCUCUCUCUGUUUCAAUCACUCCCGAGAGGUGACCUAAAAGACACCAACAAACAAACAAACAAACAAAUUAAAAAAAU
Messenger RNA from Oppia nitens, 5170 nucleotides. It is a transcript of the gene Tomosyn, whose product is annotated as syntaxin-binding protein 5-like. Lineage: Eukaryota; Metazoa; Arthropoda; Arachnida; Sarcoptiformes; Oppiidae. The record is from RefSeq and is a predicted model, not a curated record. Gene Ontology annotation, biological process: regulation of protein secretion; regulation of exocytosis. Gene Ontology annotation, cellular component: SNARE complex; plasma membrane; cytoplasm. The transcript is spliced from 17 exons. Bases 25 to 4548 code for a protein of 1507 amino acids. Gene Ontology annotation, molecular function: syntaxin binding; GTPase activator activity; myosin II binding.